Sesamum indicum (sesame) is the source of this 1764-nucleotide messenger RNA. RefSeq names its product UDP-glycosyltransferase 86A1. Lineage: Eukaryota; Viridiplantae; Streptophyta; Magnoliopsida; Lamiales; Pedaliaceae. Gene Ontology annotation, molecular function: quercetin 3-O-glucosyltransferase activity; quercetin 7-O-glucosyltransferase activity. The record is from RefSeq and is a predicted model, not a curated record.
UUGUCUAUUUGUACGUGAUAUGGCGUGUGAAUCAGCACCACCAGUUGUUACAAUCGACAUAAUGUGAUGUACAAAGUACGAACACUGUCUGAAGUUAAUAAAUUUUAGGUAGCUAUGCAUCACAACAGCAAAGGAAGAUAAUGGGUGAGAGUCAUGGCAAGCCCCACGCCAUAAUGAUCUCCGUCCCCUACCAGGGUCACAUUAACCCAUUUGUCAAUCUAGCCCUCAAGAUUGCUUCCAAGGGCUUUUCCAUCACUUUUGUUCAUCUUGAAUUUGUUCACCACAAAUUGUCCAAGGUUCAUGACCAUACCACUACAGCUGAUCAAGUCGACUUCUUUUUUGUAGCUCGCGAAUCAGGUCUUGACAUACGUUACACAACGAUUAGCGAUGGUUAUCCUUUGGAAUUUGAUCGAGAUCUCCACCAAUUGGAGUACUUCAAUACCCUCUUUCAUGAUUUUCCAGCUCGUGUCGAUGAAUUUGUUGGGAAUAUAAUCCAAUCCGACCCAUUUUCGGUACAUUUCUUGGUUACUGACACUAUUUAUCAUUGGCCGGCAACCAUUGCCCACAAGUACAACCUUGUGAACGUUUCAUUCUGGACCGAACUAGCUCUCGUAUUUUCUUUAGGCUACCACUGGGAUCUUCUAAGAGAAAAGGGCCAUGUUCCUUGCAAAGAUAACAAAGAGGUGGAGAUAAAUUACCUUCCUGGAAUUGAAUCAAUCAGCACAAGGGACGUGAUGUCAUAUCUCAGGGAAGAGGAGAUUGUAUUGAGUGAAGUUUUGUUCGUGGCAUUUCAGGAAGUAAAGAAGGCAGAUUUUGUCCUGCACAACACAGUUCAAGAAUUAGAAUCUGAGACACUAUCAGCUCUCAACAAAUACUUGCCUAAUUAUGCAAUUGGCCCUAUUAAUUUUUCCAAAAUUCUCGACACCAAUACUAUCAGCAAAAGUUUGUGGCCAGAAUCAGACUGCACUGAGUGGCUGGACUCCAAGGCCCCUGGCUCAGUUUUGUACGUGUCUUUCGGGAGUCUUGUUCAGACCAGUAAGCAGGUAAUUCAAGAAAUAGCUUACGGGCUUCUUCUUAGUGAAGUAAACUUUAUUUGGGUGGUUCGAGAAGGUAUUGUAAGCCCUGGUGAUACUAAUGUUCUGCCGGCCGGGUACCAGGACAAGGUUAGAGAUAAAGGAUUGGUAAUUUCAUGGUGUAAUCAAAUUAAAGUUCUUUCAAAUCCGGCUGUUGGAGGAUUCUUGACACACAACGGGUGGAACUCGACGGUAGAGAGCAUGUGGUGUGGUGUUCCUAUGAUUUGUUGCCCGAUAACCUAUGACCAACUUACUAACAGGAAACUAGUAGUUGAUACUUGGAAGAUUGGAAUUAGUCUUUGUGAUGGGACGUCGACUGUCGAAAGAAAUGAAGUUGCUGAGAAGAUAAAGAGCUUUAUGAAAGGAACUGCUUUAGAGGGUUUGAAGAAAGAGGCAGAAAAGGUUAAGGAGACUUUACAUGAUGCAUUACAAAUUGAUGGGUCCUCGGAGAGAAAUUUUCAUCAAUUUAUUAAGGAUUUGAAGGGAAAAAUCCAUGCCACAGCUGCAAGAGAAUAAACAUUGGCCAGUUAGCCAUGCAAUUCAUCGUAUUGCCGAUGAUACUUUACUUACAUUUCAGGACUCAACUCUCAGAAGUAAAAUCAAAGGCUUUGUAAUAUGGUCUGUUGUCGUCAACAGUGGUACUACAAAAGAAAAUUGAUAUUCACUAUAUUAUUAAUCUGUACCACUUAAA